CAGGGCUCUGGAUAGGCAAGACAACACUUUAUUGGGAGAAAAGUAACAAGAACAUAUAUGAAAUAACUUUAGUCGACGUAUUAUGUUAGAGAUAUCCUGCACAUGCAGCGCAAAACUCGUGGAGGACCGUGCGUAAAAGUUUCCGUUUUCUUCGCUGACCAUGCACAGUUUCUCCAAGAUGUGCGUUCCAGGAGAAGCGCCUCAAACUCUCCGCGCUGUGGCCGGAGAUGCCUCGCUUCGUGGGAAUAUAUUGCCUGGACCAUCUUUGUUCCCAGCUGUCACAUACAAGGGGCCACUCCAUCCCGAGCGGAUUUUCCACGCGUCGGAGUCAACUUCGCUGUUUUAUCGGCCUUCCGAAAUACUGAAAAGUACCGACACGGACGAAGAUGAGCCCAAAGUUUAUUUGGAAGCCGCUGACCUUUGGAGAGAGUUUCACGGGUGCAGCACGGAGAUGGUGAUUACAAAAUCAGGGAGGCGCAUGUUUCCUCCGCUCAAAGCCAGGUGCUCGGGGAUGGACAGGAAAGCCAAGUACAUUGUGCUGAUGGACAUCGUGGCGGCUGACGAGUGCAGAUAUAAAUUUCAUAACUCGCGCUGGAUAGUGGCGGGGAAGGCGGACCCGGAGAUGCCCAAACGCAUGUACAUCCAUCCCGACAGCCCGGCCACGGGCGAACAGUGGAUGUCUAAAGUGGUCAAUUUCCACAAACUGAAACUGACCAACAACAUAUCUGACAAGCAUGGAUUUACAAUUCUCAACUCGAUGCACAAAUACCAACCGAGAUUUCAUGUAGUGAAGGCAAAUGACAUCCUGAAACUUCCCUGCAGUACUUUCAGGACUUAUGUGUUUCCUGAGACACAGUUUAUUGCAGUAACAGCUUACCAAAACGACAAGAUCACGCAGCUGAAAAUUGACAAUAAUCCCUUUGCGAAGGGAUUCCGAGAUACCGGGAACGGAAGAAGAGAAAAGAGGCAAGUUCUUACAUGGCCAGUUUGUUUAAAAAAACUCCAGCAAUCCCUGCAAAGCUCAAAAGAAGUGUGGGUGGCCAGCAUGAAGUACGAGUCUGUAAAAACGUCCUCUUCACAUGAUUCUGAACACAGCAAGUCUUCAGCCUGUGGAAGUGACAGAGACGACUCUGCGGAAGAAUAUCCUGAACCAAAGCUUUGUAAGACCCACCAUGAAGCAGAAACCCAGUCGGAAGUUUCCAUCACUUUCGGGACAGUGAAGGCUCCAGCUGGGACUCUGCACAAAACCACGGACCCCCAGCACAACUCUGCCGUCUCUACGGUAACCAAGGACUCAGACGAGGAGCAGGUGUACCCAUCGCGCAGUCGCAGUGUGCACAGUCGGAUUAAUUCUCCUGAACUGAGCCGACAUCUGUGGGAUCUCAGAAUCUCCAGAAGUCCUUUUCAUCCGGCUCAGGUGAACAGCUGGUACAGCUGUGCUGCCGUGGACAGAGCAGCAGCCUGCGGGCUGAGACUGGCGGUUCCCACCGGGACUCUGCCCUUCCGCCUUCAACAACACGAGCUGGACUUGAUGAGCCUCUCACCCUUUGGAGGCUUUGUGUUGUACCCUUACUCCUGCCUCUCUGCAGAGUCGGCUCAGUGCUUCGCCCCGCUGACUCGGUCCAGAGUGGAUUUUAAAGCCUGUCCGAGUGCAAACAGCCACAAUUUCUCCUCCUCUCCAAUCGUGUCUUCAUCUGCUCCUCCGGCAUGGGAGUGCAGCUGUCUGAAUGCAGAGGUGUUUCCUUCACCUCCGUCAGAGCAGAGAGCAUUAGAGGAUGACGCUGGAGUGGACCGCUGCCCGAACGAACCCCCGGCAGGGACAGAAUACUGACCUGUCAGGCUGCUGGGGCUUCAAGACGUCUGCUGACACAAAACAGAUUUCAAGACUUUGCAAGUCAUCCAGGCCAGGUUUCAGACGUUAUUGCUCGCAUGACAAUGACAAUGUGUCUUAUUCCGGUUUCCUUUGGGACUAAAUGUAUCAGUCAAUAAAUAACAUAU
Cololabis saira (Pacific saury) is the source of this 1998-nucleotide messenger RNA. Its product is annotated as T-box transcription factor TBX2-A-like. The transcript has 7 exons. Gene Ontology annotation, molecular function: DNA-binding transcription factor activity, RNA polymerase II-specific; RNA polymerase II cis-regulatory region sequence-specific DNA binding. The record is from RefSeq and is a predicted model, not a curated record. NCBI's taxonomy places the organism in Eukaryota, Metazoa, Chordata, Actinopteri, Beloniformes, Belonidae. The coding region runs from base 161 to 1831 and encodes 556 amino acids. Gene Ontology annotation, cellular component: nucleus. Gene Ontology annotation, biological process: cell fate specification; regulation of transcription by RNA polymerase II; positive regulation of DNA-templated transcription.